GAAGGCCGAGCUGCGCCAACCCGGCUCCGCCCCCGCCUGUCUGUGACUGUGGCGGCCGCUACCGAUAAAGUUGUUGUUCUGCCAACAUGGCGGCGCCCAUGGAGGCCGGCCGGGCAGUGUUCGCCUGAGGUGGGAACCGAGGCAUAAGGAGCCGCAGGCCAGAACCUGUGAGCAGGGCCUCCCGCCUUCUGAAGAAUGGCUUCUGCUUGGCAGAGACUGGGCUUCUAUGUCUCUCUUCUGAAAAGGGAGCUAAAUGGUGGGCCGGAUGUCAUCAGUUGGGGAAAGAGAGUCAUUCCAGGAUGUACCAGAGGAAUUUACAGUGCCACGGGCCAGUGGACGAAAGAGUAUACGCUGCAGACAAGAAAGGAUGUUGAGAAAUGGUGGCAUUCACGGAUAAAAGAACAGGCCUCCAAAAUUUCUGAAGCUGAUAAAUCGAAGCCCAAGUUUUAUGUGCUCUCCAUGUUCCCCUACCCGUCGGGCAGGCUGCACAUGGGCCACGUGCGCGUGUACACCAUCAGCGACACCAUCGCCCGGUUCCAGAGGAUGAGGGGGAUGCAGGUCAUCAACCCCAUGGGGUGGGAUGCGUUCGGACUGCCUGCCGAAAACGCCGCCAUUGAGAGGAACCUACAUCCAGACAGUUGGACGCAAAGUAACAUUAAGUACAUGCGGAAGCAGCUUGACCGCCUGGGCCUGUGUUUCAGCUGGGACAGGGAAAUAACCACGUGUUUACCAGACUACUACAAGUGGACGCAGUACCUCUUUAUCAAGCUCUACGACGCUGGACUGGCCUAUCAGAAGGAGGCCUUGGUUAACUGGGACCCCGUGGACCAAACAGUGCUGGCCAACGAGCAGGUGGAUGAGCAGGGCUGUUCGUGGCGCUCCGGAGCGAAGGUGGAGCAGAAGUACCUCAGGCAGUGGUUCCUCAAGACAACUGCUUACGCAAAGGCCAUGCGGGACGCGUUGGCAGACCUCCCGGAGUGGUAUGGAAUCAAAGGCAUGCAGGCCCACUGGAUCGGGGACUGUGUGGGCUGCCACCUGGACUUCACCUUAAAGGUGGACGGGCAAGUCACAGGAGAGAAGCUGACCGCCUACACGGCCACCCCCGAGGCCAUUUAUGGCGCGUCCCACGUUGCUGUCACUCCCGGCCACAGGCUCUUACACGGGCACAGCCCUCUGAAGGAAGCCUUGCGGAAGGCACUGGUCCCUGGCAGAGAUUGCCUCACGCCCGUGACUGCUGUGAACAUGCUCACCCAGCAGGAGGUCCCUGUCGUCAUCGUGGCCGACGCUGAAUUUGAGGGCUCUCUGGAUUCAAAAAUAGGCAUUCCCUGCACCAGCUCAGAGGACACCGUCACAGCCCAAACCCUGGGCCUGUCCUACUCCGAAGUCAUCGAGACGUUGCCAGACGGCACGGAGAGGCUGAGCGGCUCCGCUGAGUUCACAGGAAUGAGCCGGCAGGAUGCGUUUCUCGCCCUGACUGAGAAAGCCCGGAGGAAGGGAGUGGGUGGAGAUGUGACGAGUGGUAAACUGAAGGACUGGCUGAUCUCCAGGCAGCGGUACUGGGGCACCCCGAUCCCCAUGGUCCACUGCCCGGCCUGUGGCCCCGUGCCCGUGCCGCUGGAGGACCUGCCCGUGACCUUGCCCAGCAUCACAUCUUUCACUGGCAAGGGAGGCUCCCCACUGGCCACAGCGUCGGAGUGGGUGAACUGCCCCUGCCCCAGGUGCAAGGGCGCAGCCAAGAGAGAGACAGACACGAUGGACACCUUUGUGGAUUCCGCCUGGUACUACUUCAGAUACACCGACCCUCGGAACACGCACAGUCCUUUUAGCCCAGCGCUGGCGGACUACUGGAUGCCUGUGGAUCUGUACAUUGGGGGGAAAGAGCACGCCGUCAUGCACUUGUUCUACGCGAGAUUCUUCAGUCAUUUCUGCCACGAUCAAAAAAUGGUCAAGCACAGAGAGCCUUUCCAUAAGCUGCUGGCCCAAGGCCUUAUCAAGGGGCAGACCUUCCGCCUUCCAUCUGGUCAGUAUCUACGGAGAGAGGAAGUCGAUCUCACCGGUUCUGUCCCUGUUCAUGCAAAAACAAAGGAGAAGCUGGAGGUGACGUGGGAGAAGAUGAGCAAGUCCAAGCACAAUGGGGUGGACCCUGAGGAGGUGGUGCAGCAGUACGGCAUCGACACGGUCCGCCUCUACCUCCUCUUCGCUGCCCCCCCAGAGAAGGAUAUCUUGUGGGACGUCAAGACUGACGCGCUGCCCGGCGUGCUCAGAUGGCAGCAGCGGCUGUGGUCCUUGGCAACCCGCUUCAUUGAGGCCAGGGCUUCCGGGGAGGUUCCCAGGCCCCAGCGGCUGAGCAGCGAGGAGAAAGCCGAGGCCCGCAAGCUCUGGGCGUUCAAGAACACGAUCAUCUCUCAGGUGACCGCCCACUUCACGGAGGACUUCUCUCUGAACUCUGCCAUUUCUCAUCUGAUGGGACUCAGCGGGGCCCUCUUGCAAGCUUCGCCGAGGGUCGUCCUCCACAGCCCCGAGUUCGAGGACGCUCUGUGUGCCCUGCUGGUGAUGGCCGCCCCGAUGGCCCCUCACAUAACCUCCGAGCUCUGGGCAGGCCUGGCGCUGGUGCCCAGGAAGCUCUGCACCCACUACGCCUGGGACGCCGGCGUGCUGCUCCAGCCCUGGCCGGCUGUGGACCCGCAGUUCCUGCAGCCGCCCGACGUCCUUCGUUCAGCUGCUCUUGGUUCCAAGCGGGGAGGGGGUGAUGCCCUGCUUGUCUCCGGCUUUUCUCCUCAGAUCAACAACAAAGCCUGCGGCAAAGUCCCUGUGCCCCAGCACGUGGCCCAGGACCAGGACAAAGUCCACGAGCUCGUCCUGCAGAGCGAGCUGGGCGCCAGGCUCCUGCAGGGGCGCAGCAUCAAGAAGGCCUUCCUCUCGCCCAGGACAGCCCUCAUCAACUUCCUGGUGCAGGAGUGACCCCACCGGGUCCCCAAAGGACCUCCAUCCAGGCCUGGACAAUGAAGAAGAUGCGGGCCAGGCAGAUGGGCAUCAGCAGUGUGCCCUGUGGUGUGGCCUGGUGCAGGGUGAGGGUGGGCAAAGGAGAAAGAUGAGUGGCGGGGAGGGGGGGGCAGCCUGCCCCCCCGCAUUACCUGGUGAAGGAAGCCAUUGACCCCAUUGAAGCCACCAGAGACGGCCGGGCGGGCACAGGAAGUGAUGGGCAUAGCACCAGGCCUCUCAAGCAGCCUGGUGCUUCUGGAUCCAGAAAUGGCACCUCCCAGGGACACCCAAGAACUUGUGGGUAAACCGAGCAGCCCCACGAGGCUCGGGAGCGGCGUGGACAGUCCCUCUGAAUGGGUAACAGCCUGGGCAUCGUGGUGGGUGGCUCCUCGCUCAGGCCAGAUGGGAAAGCCGUGUGGGUCCAAACACCCAGCACGCGGAUGGACGCCGGAGUCCUCAGACGUUGCGGUGCCAGUCCCUGUGCCAGCGUCCCCACUGCUCCUCAGCUCCGCCCUGUGGGUGGCAUCCUCCCCAGCCCCACUGGAUGCGCCCACCACCCGCCGGGCGGAGCACCACUUCCUACCCUGAGUGAGGAGCCGCUGGCUAACCGCCCCCUCGGGGUAGAACAUUUGCUGUGCAGCGAGGCGGAACCAAGCCGCUUCCAGCCUCGGCUGGAACCAAUCUCAGAGCCACCGCAGCCCCGCAGGGAGUCUGCUCACUGGGCCCCAGAUGGCAACGCUGCCUUUGAGACCGUCCCCAGAGCGGGUUCACCACAGAGGAUGGACGGGCGCCACCCGGCGUUGCCUCCUGUGUUCGAGCCGCCGCAGUCCGGCUGCUGGGAGGUGGCCAGGAAUGCACCUGUGUUGGUGGCGAACUAGGAUCAUCCUGGCUUUACGUGAAGUCAGCAACUCGGUGCUCCCACCAGAACUGACCGUAGCCACUGAUGAAUAUUGAUGGGGAAAGUGGGGGAGCAGCUAGCCAUUGUGUGAUGCUGAAAAUCUUUUUUCUCUGCCAUUUUUCCGAAGUGGCCUCCGGGGCGGUCCCCCUGCAGCCCAGCAGUUAACAGAUGCCUUUCUUAAUGCAAUAAAAUGUUUGUCAUGUAUGACUCCGGGA
This is a messenger RNA of Myotis brandtii (Brandt's bat), 4095 nucleotides long. It is a transcript of the gene LARS2, whose product is annotated as leucyl-tRNA synthetase 2, mitochondrial. Bases 196 to 2961 code for a protein of 921 amino acids. Gene Ontology annotation, cellular component: mitochondrion. Lineage: Eukaryota; Metazoa; Chordata; Mammalia; Chiroptera; Vespertilionidae. The transcript is spliced from 22 exons. The record is from RefSeq and is a predicted model, not a curated record. Gene Ontology annotation, biological process: mitochondrial translation; leucyl-tRNA aminoacylation. Gene Ontology annotation, molecular function: leucine-tRNA ligase activity; aminoacyl-tRNA deacylase activity; ATP binding.